UCAUCAAUUUGGAGACACCUGUUGUCGACAAAACUAACGGUAGAGUUGAGUGUUAAGUUUAAACUUAUUUUAUACAGUCUAUAGUUGGAACUUGAUGCUAAAUCUACAAAAUGAAACAAUUGCCAUACAUUAGAGCUUGUUUAAGUUGUGAACUAUUUUAAAAGUGGAUCCAGGGACCGGUUGGCUAACGUUAGCGACAAACUGCAGGCGCAAAAGUAGUUUUUCAACUGUUAGCAUAAGUAGUUCAACUGCUAAAAAUAUCUACAGUUGGCUCCUUAAUUCAAAAAUGAAGGAGAUAAUGAAGUGUGUGGGCCACCAGCAGACCAGCCAGCUGCUCCAUAACAAGUUCAUUGUGGUGCUGGGAGACUCCAUUCAGCGGUCUGUGUACAAGGACCUUGUUCUGCUGUUGCAGAAGGAUAAAUAUCUCUCUUUAAAACAACUCAAGAGCAAGGGUGAGAUGAGCUUUGAACAGGACUGCCUGGUGGAAGGAGGUUGUCUAAGUGAAAUGCACAAUGGAACAGAGUACCGGGAGGUCCGGCAGUUUCAGUCCGCCCACCACCUGGUCCGCUUUUACUUUGUGACCCGCAUCUACUCUCACUACAUGCGGAGCAUCCUAGAUGAGUUCCGCCACGGCUUGAAACCUGAUGUAGUCGUUGUCAACUCCUGCGUUUGGGAUAUUUCAAGAUACAACGCCACCUGGCUUGAUAACUACAAGAAGAACCUCCAUACUUUCUUUGGCGAGCUGAGUGGGAUCCUGCCAGAGGAAACACUGAUUGUAUGGAACCUCACCAUGCCCUUAGGAGAGAGGAUCAAUGGUGGUUUCCUGGUGCCCGAGAUUGAGCACAAGGUUUCCCACUUGCGUUAUGAUGUGAUUGAAGCCAACUUCUACAGCGGGACUUUGGCCGACACCUAUGGGAUGGAUGCGUUGGACCUCCACUUCCAGUUCCGCUUCUCCCUGCAACAUCGUACAAAGGACGGAGUCCACUGGAACGCCAUUGCCCAUCGCAAGAUAACCUCUUUGCUGCUACAGCACUCUGCACAGGCCUGGGGUGUUAUUAUGCCACUGACUACUGUUGAGCAUACUGAGGUUACUCCUCAGAAGCCAGCCCAUGGAAAUGCUACCAAACCUGCAGGAGUGCGUCGAGUAGUGCGUGCCUUUAACUACCACCACCCUCCCAACAUCUAUUUUUCCAACAUGGGGCGACACCCAUCAAGGGGAAAUUACUACAACGGCUACAGGGGGGAGUUCUGUGGUGCUUACAUCCCUUUUGGUUACAUGAACCCACCACCACCACCUCCCCCACCAUGCUACAGACAUGUACAUGUUAGAAGUGGUUUCCAUCACAGGCCUCCCCACCACUUUGAGCCCUACAACGAGCCGCAUCAUCAUCAUCAUCCCUUCGUGAUGAGGCCCAGACAUGCCAGGCACCACUAUGCUCCGUACACCCAUCACAGACCCAGCCAAUACGGCCAUCGUGGCCGAUACUACUGAGGCAGGCAGGGAGACUUUACAAAAUUAAGAUUCAGAUCCUUUUCCUAUAUUGUACACAAGUAGUCUUUUAGUUGUUGAAUUUUCAUUUGUGUUCUUUGGCAUGAAUAAUUGAUUUUAAAUAUAUUUUCCAUAUAAAGUCUUUUUAAUUCUGCAUUUCAAAUGUGUCGCGUGCUGUGUUCUAUUAAAGUUGAUGCUAAUAUUUCAA
Messenger RNA from Cottoperca gobio, 1697 nucleotides. RefSeq names its product PC-esterase domain-containing protein 1A-like. The record is from RefSeq and is a predicted model, not a curated record. The transcript has 10 exons. Lineage: Eukaryota; Metazoa; Chordata; Actinopteri; Perciformes; Bovichtidae. The coding region runs from base 287 to 1492 and encodes 401 amino acids.